Molecule: messenger RNA, 1084 nt
Organism: Leopardus geoffroyi (Geoffroy's cat)
Lineage: Eukaryota; Metazoa; Chordata; Mammalia; Carnivora; Felidae
Product: nuclear pore complex-interacting protein family member B13-like
Exons: 7
Coding region: 79-906 (275 amino acids)
Molecular function (GO): odorant binding; small molecule binding
Source: RefSeq, a predicted model, not a curated record
UAAAGAGGUCAAGAGUCUCACCAGCAGGUAAUUGAUUCUGAGCUUCCUCCAGAGGAGAAACCAAGAGGUGCUAGAAAGAUGAAGAUUCUACUCUUACUUCUUGGAGUCGUUCUGGUUUGUGGCGGCCGCCUACCUCUUCCGGACGGCCGCCUACCUCUACCGGACGGCCGCCUACCUCUUCCGGACGGACGCCUACCUCUACCGGACGGCCGCCUACCUCUACCGGACGGCCGCCUACCUCUUCCGGACGGCCGCCUACCUCUACCGGACGGCCGCCUACCUCUUCCGGACGGCCGCCUACCUCUACCGGACGGCCGCCUACCUCUUCCGGACGGCCGCCUACCUCUACCGGACGGCCGCCUACCUGUUCCGGACGGCCGCCUACCUCUUCCGGACGGCCGCCUACCUCUACCGGACGGCCGCCUACCUCUACCGGACGGUCGCCUACCUUUACUGGAAGGCCACCUACCUUUACCGGACAGCCACCCACCUUUACAAGACAACCUUACACAGCUUUCAGGAGAAUGGAACACGCUUUUGGUCGCAGCCACCAACGUUGACAAGAUAAGCAACGGCCCAUUCCACGGUUAUAUGCGCAAAGUUGAUGUGGACAUAACAAAUGGCACAGCCGUCUUCAAUUUUUCUGUCAUGAUGAACGGACUGUGCACAGGAAAGUCUGCCGUGGGAAACAUUGGGCGUGACAAGUUUAUCAAUGUUGGUUGUAAGUACAAAAGCAGUACCACAAAGACGUUUGUAUUGCUUGGCAGAGGACUUCAUGCUGAUGACAACGACUUUGCAAAGUUCAGGGAGUUGAUGAGACAAAACAAUAUUCCCGAAGAAAAUCUUAUAGAUAUGAGCAAAACUGAGAAGUGUCCUAAAAAUGAGAGGGGCACCAACCCGUCCUGAACACUCUGCAUCACUGAGAACCAGGAACACGGUCUUCCCCAUGGAAUCAGGAUCAACAGCAUGAAGAGUAUGUUCCUUCUUUCUGCUUCACAUCAUUUUCUCUAUUCACAAACAUGUUUGCCUUUCCCAUCUCAUCUCUGUCCAUCACCAUUCAGGUCCUGUUUGGUGUUACAGGAUU